This is a messenger RNA of Neocloeon triangulifer, 3914 nucleotides long. RefSeq names its product arrestin homolog. Gene Ontology annotation, cellular component: cytoplasm. Gene Ontology annotation, molecular function: G protein-coupled receptor binding. The coding region runs from base 152 to 1600 and encodes 482 amino acids. Gene Ontology annotation, biological process: signal transduction; G protein-coupled receptor internalization. The record is from RefSeq and is a predicted model, not a curated record. NCBI's taxonomy places the organism in Eukaryota, Metazoa, Arthropoda, Insecta, Ephemeroptera, Baetidae. The transcript is spliced from 7 exons.
CGCGAGAGCAGGUCGCAGGCGUUCGCCGCCGCUCCGGUUGCAUACCCAGACGUGCCUCCCUCACAAAGUAGUUGCAAAAGGACCAUUCCGAUCAUGUGAACGUGGCCGCUUGCCGAGGCUUUGCUGUGACUUUUAAACCGAUUGUCCCGCCAUGACCGAGGAAGCCGAAGCCAAGUUCGACAAAUGCAGAAACGGCGGCACGAGUGCCGUAGACAACCCUUCGCCGCGGUCUCUGCCGCCCAGCGGGGACAGAGGCAGCCCAACCGCGUGUCCCCAGCUGCGGAGGGCCAGCACCCCAGCAGCCCUGCCCUCCACCCACGACAAUAUCAGCUCACAAAGGGUAUUCAAGAAGUGCGCACCCAAUAACAAAAUCACGCUCUACCUCAGCAGCAGGGACCUGGUCAUUUCAGAAUCGCGGGUCGAUAAACUGUAUGGCGUCCUGCUGGUCGAUCCCACUUACGUUCAAGAUAGAAAGGUUUAUGGCCAGGUGACCCUAACCUUCAGGUACGGCCGCGAAGACGAGGAGGUGAUGGGAUUGCGUUUCUGCAACGAAGCCGUCAUGUCUCUGAGCAGGCUGUAUCCUGGGCCCACAUCGCCCGACAAACUCGCUCAAGAAAUUACUCCGCUGCAGGAGGCGUUAGUGAAAAGACUGGGUCCCAAUGCAUAUCCGUUUUGCCUCGAAGUGACGCCGAUCGCACCACCCAGUGUUCAACUAGUGCCCGCCAAGGAAUACAACGGGGCCCCCAUCGGCACCAGCUAUGACGUUAGAGCCUUUGUCGCGGACCGGCCGGAGGAGAAGCCGCACCGGCGGUGCACGGUGCGCAUGGGGAUCCGGGUGCUGCAGCGGUGUCCGGUGGGGGUGGGUCACCGGGGCUCGGGGUCGCCGCCGAGGGCCGCAAUCGAGAAGCCGUUCAUGCUGAGCGACGGCCGCGUGCGCCUCGAGGCCGUGCUGGACCGGGCCCACUACCGCCAGGGGGAGCCGGUGCACGUCAAACUGUCCAUCUUCAACCAGAGCAGGAAGACGGUGCGACGAAUCAAGAUUUUCAUCGUUCAACACGUGGACGUGUGCAUGUUCUCGAACGGCAAGUUCAAAAACGUGGUGGCCGCCGUGAACAGCCGGCAGGACUGUCCGCUGAACCCUGGGUCGAGCGUGCGCCACUCGUACACCCUGUUUCCGACCAAGGGCUCGACCAAGAACUGGAUCGCCCUCGAGGACUCGUACACCAAGUCGGGCGCGAGUUUGGCGUCGACGGUGACGCGGUGCCAGGCGGCGGGCGGCGCCGCCGCCAACGCGCCCACCAACGACUCGGAGCGAAACGUGUUCGCCAUUUUCGUGACCUACUAUUGCAAGGUCAAGCUGAUCGUCGGCGCCAUGAACUCCGAGGUCAGCGUCAAGCUGCCCUUCACCCUGCUGCCCACCGAGGAGAAGGACAUGGGCGAGGUCAUGCCCCCCGAACCACCUCCGCUCCCGCCCCCCACCAUCGAGGCGCCGUCCAGCGACGAGGCGCCGCGACGGGCGCCGCCAGAACGCCCCGCCAAAAUCGGCGCCACCGCCGUUGGCGUCGACACCAUCGAGCCCGGCGGCGAGACCAACUGCUGAGGUCACCCCCUCCCCUUUGUUAUGACCAAAAAUUAAAUCUGAAAUCCGAUUUUCAUUUUGUUGAAAAUUAAGUUGGUAUAUCAUUUUUUUUAAUGAAACAAAAAUUUUGUUUUAGAAAAGUUAAGUUCCCAAACACUUUGACACUGAAAAUACUUCCAAAUCACAAGAUUUUUGAUAAUUUUAAUUCAUGUUCUCCACAAAAAUGGAUCUAAUCAUCACAUUUUCUUUGGCAUAAAAUAAUUGAUUGGAAUUUUCAUUAUCUAUUAUAAAUGACACUUAUAUUUUAAAGGAACUUUGACAUUUUCUAAUAAGGAAAAAAAAUUAUACUAAUUCAUUUAAUAUUUCCAGAUAUUUUGAUUCAAGUGAUGCCCAAAGAAAGAAAAUAAAAAUUGAAGAAAACAAAUUCCAAAACUUAACAAACACAUGCCUAGUGGUGCAAAAGUCACUGGAAAUGAGACUUUCUUAUCCUCACCUUCAGUAAUUAUCAUGUUUGAAUUUUAAAUUUUAUCUAUUUGUUGACUUACACGGCAAAAUGAAAAUUAUUUAAGAUUGAAUUUUGGUCACAAGUGAACACUAAAAUUUGAAAUUUGGGAUUCGAAAAAGCACUCACACGCUUAUUUAUAUUUACACGUCCUGUACUGACCGCCGGGGUGUUGUUGGUCUCGAGGAGUAACUAUGGUGAAUGUUUGCGGUUACCGUGCUAAAUAAUGAGACAGUUUGUAUUGUUGCUCUCUAUGACAAAGAAUUUGUGGCAGCUUUGUGUGAAGAAUAUUGUUCUUCGUUUCCGUCUAGUAUGUCUCUAGUCUUUUUAUAUUUUGCCCAUUUCUAAACUUGGAUCAGAUAUUUUAGCUUCUUAUUAAAUGCCGCUUGAGGUUCAUAUUUCAUAUUAAUUUUUAAGUUAAAUUCAAUUAUCUAUUUGUAAUAAAUCUAAAUUAAUAAAUUAUUAAAGUUUCUGGUAAUUUUUAUUUAUUCCAAAAUAAUUAAGCAAAAUUGAACAUCUAUAAUGACUUUAAUUCUAAUUAAUUAAUAUUUUACAAGACACUCACCAUGGAAAUUGUUUUUUACUAUUGUGAAGGCAAAAAUUUUAAGAUAGCGCAUACAUAAUUUUUUUUUCUUUUCUCUUUUACUGUCCAUUUAUUUAUAUUAAAUAAAUAAUGCUAAAUUAAUAUAUUUGAUAAUUAAUACCUACAGACACCUAAAAAUAUUUUCAAUUAAAUAGAAAACUGUUUAAAACGUCGUUUAUAUUGUAUUUUGUUUUUAAAUUCACUUCAGUUUUCUAAUUUUUCAGAUAAAUAAAAAAAAAACUAUCUUGUAUUUGUAGUACUUUGAAAUUUCAACUAAUUCAAUGUCUAUAAAUUUGCCAAAUGAGAACGAUAAGACAAAAGGGGUUUUUGGAGCAAGUACUAAAGAUCGGGCAGAUAAAAGAAAUGGUUUGUACGAAACGUUGUUGCGCGCGUGGAAUUGAAAUCGAUGGCUUAAAAAUUUUAGUGUGUCAUAAAAUGUACAUGUCUCCUCACGAAAAUACGCUUGUUUCAGUGUCGGUAAAUACAUCAUAAAAGUGAAACUAUGUAAAUGUAAAACAGUAUGUAGACUAAAAUCGAUUUUCCAGCCUUUUGUACUGCAUACAAAUCUAUAGAAUUCGGGAAAAGCGUCGCUGCUGCUGGAUUGUUGAUAAAAUUGUUGUAAUUCGUAUGUCAGUGUAAAAAAAUGAAAUUUUCAGAAACUAUUGAAAAUUAAAUCACGUCAAUUAAUUACCGGAGAAUGCAGGAAACUGGAUGAGCCCAGAGCAAAAGAUAAUCCGAUGGAAUAUUUUUUACAUCACAUAAAAUUCAAACAGCUUGUUUUCAGUGUUUGGUGAAAAUUCGCUUUAGCCUCCUCAGAUUGCUUGCGAACUUAUAAAAACUAUUCUUCGCAAAAAUCACCAGAAGACAGUUAUUUGGAACAAAAAGUGCGGUGAUCUCAACUUUUGAACUCUAAUCGUUUUUUUUUUUUUAAGAAUUGUAAAUUAAGUGUCUUUAUUAGUGGAUCAUCUGAUUUUCUCCUCUUAUAAUGUGUCCCGUAAUUGUAAUAGCGACGAAUCAAAAAUACAUAACUCAAAUUUUGAUUUCUCGUGUGGUGCAAAAUGACUGUCCUGAGAGUAAAAGUGGUGUGUCUAUUUGUCAAAACCUUGUCAACCGUGAAUGUAUGACAUAAAAAGAAGAAGGCGAGUGCACCCCUCAUAAAAGUAUAAUAAUGUAAACCCUGAGCUGCGUGUAUUUUGUUACUCGAUUGUGAUCAAGUCGUUUCUGAUAUAAAUAAAAGUAUUUAUGAAAUU